Molecule: messenger RNA, 1731 nt
Organism: Dioscorea cayenensis subsp. rotundata (Guinea yam)
Lineage: Eukaryota; Viridiplantae; Streptophyta; Magnoliopsida; Dioscoreales; Dioscoreaceae
Product: GABA transporter 1-like
Exons: 7
Coding region: 202-1578 (458 amino acids)
Cellular component (GO): plasma membrane
Source: RefSeq, a predicted model, not a curated record
AAGUUUCAGAGCCGUAGACAAACAUUGCUCGAUGCAUAUUGCAAUGAAUAUGUAACAUCUGUUGACUAAAUCAAACCGUACAAUACAAAACCCAAUUGUCAACAAUAGAUGCCUCCACCCAAAAUGAUAUUUCUUCAAAAGCAUGCCACCUCCAAAGAAAAUUGAUCCUCUUGUUCAUCAUCAUCAUUAUUACUGUUUCCCAUGACUUCUAAAGAAGCUUGGAAGCACAGAGAAGGUGAAGAAGAAGAAGAAGAAGAGGAGGUCGAGUUGAGAGCAACAGCUCCUCCUCUUCAUGGUACUGCAACAAAAGAAGGAGCACAAGGGAGGGGUACAUGGAAGCAUGCAGCUUUCCAUGUGGCCACAACCAUUGCCACCCCUGCUGCCUAUGCACCUCUGCCCUCUGCCCUUGCCUCUCUUGGAUGGCCCCUUGGAGUUUUCAGUCUUGUUAGUGGAACACUGGCAACAUGGUAUUCGAGUUUAUUAAUUGCAUCUUUGUGGGGAUGGAAUGGAGAGAAGCAGACGACUUAUCGUCAUCUGGCAAAUAGUUUAUUCGGACCUGGAGGUUACUGGUCUAUUACAAUUUUUCAGCAAAUUGCUUCUGUGGGCAACAACAUUGCUAUUCAAAUUGCUGCAGGAAGUAGCCUUAAGGCAAUUUACAAGCACUAUUAUCCAAACGGUUCUCUAACAUUGCAAGAAUUUAUUAUUUUCUUCGGUGCUUUUGAGCUUGUUCUGUCACAACUUCCAGAUAUCCAUUCUUUGCGAUGGGUGAACGCCAUUUGCACCUUCAGUACUAUCGGCUUUGCCGGAACAACCAUUGGCGUGACCAUUUACAACGGAAAAAGAACUGAUAGAAAGGCGAUGAAUCACAAGUUGGUUGGCAGCUCUUCGUCUAAGAUAUUUAAAUCUUUUAAUGCACUUGGGACGAUUGCUUUUUCAUUUGGUGAUGCAAUGCUUCCAGAAAUACAGAGCACUGUAAAAGAUCCUGCCAAAUGCAACAUGUACAAAGGCAUAUCUGCCGCAUACGGAAUUAUAGUUCUGAGUUACUGGUCAUUGGCAUUCAGUGGUUAUUGGGCAUUUGGAUCGACAGUUCAACCAUAUAUUUUGUCUUCCCUCACCAUUCCCAGAUGGACAAUAGUCAUGGCGAACAUAUUCGCCGUAAUUCAGAUAUCAGGAUGCUUUCAGAUAUAUUGCAGACCAUCGUACGCAUAUUUUGAGGGUAGAUUGCUGUCGGAAAAUGCAAACCACAGGACAAGAGUCUCUGUUUUUGUCCGAAGACUUGGUCUUACCACUUCCUACAUGUCUCUCAUUACUCUAAUUGCCGCAGCAAUGCCAUUUUUCGGGGACUUUGUUGCCAUUUGUGGAGCUAUCGGCUUUACCCCACUCGAUUUCGUAUUCCCGUCUUUGGCUUUUCUAAGAUCUGGUAGAACUUUGAAGAACAGGAAGCUGCGAGUUGCAAUGCAGAUUCUUAAUAUUUCAAUUUCUGUUUGGUUCUCUGUUGUUGCAUUGUUAGGUUGCAUUGGUGCAAUCAGGUUCAUCAUUCUUGAUAUAAAGACCUACAAGUUUUUUCAUGAUAUGUGAUUUGUGGCUGUAGCUUAUUUAUGCAACCGGCAAUAUAGUGAUUUAUCUAUUUUUCUAAUUUAUUGUGUUAAGUAAAUAAUAACUGUUUGUACAGUGUAAAAUUAUAGGAAUAAGGUUUGAUUGAAGCCUUCUUGGCUUCAUUUUCAUUUUUUC